Molecule: messenger RNA, 636 nt
Organism: Aspergillus tanneri
Lineage: Eukaryota; Fungi; Ascomycota; Eurotiomycetes; Eurotiales; Aspergillaceae
Exons: 3
Coding region: 1-636 (211 amino acids)
Biological process (GO): transmembrane transport; carbohydrate transport
Cellular component (GO): membrane
Molecular function (GO): carbohydrate:proton symporter activity
Source: RefSeq, a predicted model, not a curated record
AUGAUUGGUGUCGGUUCACUAUGUGCUGCUUGGAUUUCGUAUGGCACCUAUAUCGGUUUAGCUCCGACCAACAACGCUCAGUGGCAAGUCCCGCUUGGUCUGCAAAUUAUCCGGGCCGUCUUUCUUGGGCUUUUAAUCACGUUCUUCCCCGAGUCGCCUCGUUGGUUCAUUGACCAUAGUCAUCAUGAAAAUGACCUGAAGACACUCGCAAAGCUCCAUGGGUAUGGAGAUGAAAACGACCCUUCGGUCCGUGCAGAAUACAACCAGAUCCAAGAGGGUAUUGUAUUGAACACAAGCAUGCAGCAGAGUCUUACACAGAGCUGUUCAUUUCACGGCCGUCAUUUCGCCGUCUGUUUCUCUGUUGCGCAUUGCAAGCUUCUAUACUACUCGGUACAGAUCUAUGGGCAGGUUGGGAUCAGAGGCGAUGGAACCCUGCGGUACCAGGCAGUCAAUUCCAUUAUUGCUUUGGUGGCUCAGUUCUUGUGCAUGGUGUUUAUUGACCGUCUUGGUCGUCGCUGGACCCUAGUUUUCAGGAACGUGGGAAAUGUUGUCAGCUUUAUCGUCACUUGCAUUCUGCUUGGUCAGUUUGCUCCGGAAGUUAACAACACGGGAGCUCACUGGACUUCAUUAUUAUGA